This is a messenger RNA of Cavia porcellus (domestic guinea pig), 2548 nucleotides long. RefSeq names its product SPRY domain containing 3 (gene Spryd3). The transcript is spliced from 11 exons. The record is from RefSeq and is a predicted model, not a curated record. Gene Ontology annotation, molecular function: protein binding. Lineage: Eukaryota; Metazoa; Chordata; Mammalia; Rodentia; Caviidae. Bases 129 to 1457 code for a protein of 442 amino acids.
AGGUCGCUGAUGAUUGGCCAGAAAGGGUGGGGAAAGGCGGACCUCGUGGAGCAUGGAAAGGGCGGGGACCCGGAUGUGUGUGGUGGCGGUGGCCGAAGAGCUUGUGAGCGGAGCUGAGAGGCCUAUGGAUGAGGAGGACGCGGCGGCCCCGGUUUGUUCUCUUGAACAAGAUGGAUGACCUCAACCUGCACUACCGGUUUCUGAAUUGGCGCCGUCGAAUCCGGGAGAUUCGAGAGGUCCGGGCUUUCCGGUAUCAGGAGAGGUUCAAACAUAUCCUUGUGGAUGGAGAUACUUUGAGUUACCAUGGAAACUCUGGUGAAGUUGGCUGCUAUGUGGCUUCCCGACCCUUGACCAAGGACAGCAAUUAUUUUGAGGUGUCUAUUGUGGAUAGUGGUGUCCGGGGCACCAUUGCUGUGGGGCUGGUCCCUCAGUACUACAGUUUGGAUCAUCAGCCUGGCUGGUUGCCAGACUCUGUUGCCUACCAUGCUGAUGAUGGCAAGCUGUACAAUGGCCGAGCCAAGGGUCGGCAGUUUGGGUCAAAGUGCAACUCUGGGGACCGGAUUGGUUGUGGCAUUGAGCCUGUAUCCUUUGAUGUGCAGACUGCCCAGAUCUUCUUCACCAAAAAUGGGAAGCGGGUGGGCUCCACCAUCAUGCCCAUGUCCCCAGAUGGGCUUUUCCCAGCAGUUGGCAUGCAUUCCCUGGGUGAGGAGGUGCGACUGCACCUCAAUGCUGAGUUGGGUCGUGAGGACGAUAGCGUCAUGAUGGUGGACAGUUACGAGGAUGAAUGGGGCCGGCUGCAUGAUGUCAGAGUCUGUGGGACUCUACUGGAGUACCUGGGCAAGGGCAAGAGCAUCGUGGAUGUGGGGCUGGCCCAGGCCCGGCACCCGCUGAGCACCCGCAGCCACUACUUCGAGGUGGAAAUUGUGGACCCUGGAGAGAAAUGCUACAUUGCCUUGGGCCUGGCCCGAAAGGAUUAUCCCAAGAACAGGCACCCUGGCUGGAGCAGAGGGUCUGUGGCUUAUCAUGCAGAUGAUGGGAAGAUCUUUCACGGCAGUGGUAUGGGGGACCCCUUCGGGCCACGCUGUUACAAAGGGGACAUCAUGGGCUGCGGAAUCAUGUUCCCCCGGGACUAUAUUCUGGACAGUGAGGGGGACAGUGAUGACAGUUGUGACACAGUGAUCCUGUCCCCAACGGCCCGGGCUGUGCGGAAUGUCCGAAAUGUCAUGUACCUGCACCAGGAAGGAGAAGAGGAAGAGGAGGAAGAGGAAGAGGAAGAAGAUGGGGAAGAGAUAGAACAGGAGCAUGAGGGCAAGAAGGUGGUGGUUUUUUUUACACGGAAUGGCAAGAUCAUCGGAAAGAAGGAUGCCGUUGUACCUUCUGGAGGCUUCUACCCCACCAUUGGAAUGCUAAGCUGUGGGGAGAAAGUCAAAGUAGACCUACAUCCCUUGAGUGGCUAGGAGCUUCCCAUCUGCAGCUGCCUUCUCCCUCUGCAGGGCCAGAUGCCCAGUUCCUCACUUCUUCCAGGAUUGCUUGCCCAGUGGGUCCUGGGGUAUGUGGUCACCUGUCAGCCCAGAUCCUGUCAAGCUGUACCUUUCUGACCUGGAGCUAUUUAUCAUCAGUCCCUGGUUGGAUAGGAAUGGACCCAAAGAAUGAUGUUGAUAUAUAGGACAGGGGGACUCACCCUUCCUUUGGCCCGUGGGCAUCUGGAUACCCCUUUCACUGGCCCCAGGCAAGUAGAGAAGGGUGAACCCCUCAUCCUCCCAGCUGCUUGUUGGGCAGGAGCUGUGCAGAGGGUGUAGGAGAGUCAUCCCUGUCGCUUACUUCCCACAGUAUUUCCCCUGAACUCUCUUUUGUUCCCUGUCUUCAUUGUGUGAACCAGUUGCUGCUGUCCUCCCCACCGCUGGCUAGGGGCCACCCUUGGACCAUUUCUUUACUGGCUGCUGCUCCAGUCCUUUAGGGUUUAUUCUCUCCCUUCGGAGCUGGCUGCCCCUUACCCAACCCACUCAGGCAUCAUCAUCCCACAGAGAGCCUGAGACUCUGGCUCCCCCACCUGGACACACCAAUGGCUGCCCAGGGUGUGUGCUAACAGGGUUGUGGGACUGGGGCUUUUUCACCUAUCUCCCUGUCCAGCCAUGGUGCUGUUGUCUUGGGGUGAUGCUUGUGGUGAGCCAGCCUAGAGGGGCAGCUUGGCCCCUCGCUUCCAUUUCCUGCCCCAUCUCUGCCUACCCCUACAUUCCAGCUUGCUGCUUGUGCCAGUUGCCUGUUUGCCUCAGUGUUUGAUGCUAGCACUUACAUAGACUCCCAUCUCCUUGUACCCUUUAACCCCUGAGCCCUCCCUGUAACAGUGACUUCUGCUGGGAGGAAGAGGGAGCAGGAGCCAUUGGCCUCAGUUUGCACAGAGUGGGUAGAGCCAUGGGGAAAGUAGGUGCACUGUGGUGCUCCUGGGACCCCCGUGGCUGUCCCUUCAGGCCCUGCACUAUAAUGUAUGAAAUGUAUGUACAGAUGAGAGAUGUUUAUACAGCCAAUAAAAACAGAGUUUCCAUAUUUA